Molecule: messenger RNA, 14833 nt
Organism: Mirounga angustirostris (Northern elephant seal)
Lineage: Eukaryota; Metazoa; Chordata; Mammalia; Carnivora; Phocidae
Product: thyroid receptor-interacting protein 11-like
Exons: 5
Coding region: 9661-13965 (1434 amino acids)
Biological process (GO): Golgi organization; endoplasmic reticulum to Golgi vesicle-mediated transport
Cellular component (GO): Golgi apparatus
Molecular function (GO): small GTPase binding
Source: RefSeq, a predicted model, not a curated record
AUGUGGGCUCCACUAUCAAACAUACGUUCACAAUUACUAGUAAAACUAUACUUAGGGAUCAAUCGAACAAAGCAUGUCCAGCACUCGCAUGCCCACAGCCGUUAGCACUGAUAGAGGAAAUCGGAGAUAUAAAUAAAUGCAGAGAUAUACCAUGUUUGUGAAUUGGAAGCCUAAGCAUAGUGAAGAUGUUCAUUCUGCCCAGAUUGAUAGAUCGAUUUAAUGCAAUUCCUGUCAAAACCCAGUCAGGGUUUGUUUUCUUUUGUAGAUUGAUAGACAAGAUGAUUCUAAAGUGUAUGUGGAUAGACAAAGGAAUGAAGAGUAGUUUCAGAAACAAUUUUGAAAAUAAUAAUAAAGUGGGAACAUGCAGUCUACCCAGUUUCAGAACUUCUGCGAUAGUUUUACUAAGGACGAUUGUGUGGUAUCUGCAGAAGGACAGACACAGAUCAAUAGAACAGAACAAAGAACCCAGAAAGAGUCCCCACAAAUACGCUCAACUGAGUUUUGAAAAGGGAGCCAAAGCACUUCAGUGGGGGGAAAGCUGGCCUUGCGACAGACUACAGCCAUUUCAAGCUUGUGAUGAACACACAGACGCCAGACUCAGAAAACAGCACCAGGAGCGAAGGAAGACGGGGCUUUGACGGCGGUCCCGCCAGGUGGUGACGGGAAAGGAGGGGUAGACGGUGCCCAGGGCUCUGUGGGCGGGGCCAGAGGAGGCACCCAAGGGGCGCGUCCGCGGGCCGAGCGGGCGGGAAGCUGUCCAAUCAGCGUCUGGGCAGAAGCGCCAAUGAGCGGGAAGGUUGUUGGGCGGUUGACGUGAGCGGCGGGUCUGAGCCCCGGCAGCUGAGCGCGGCGGAAGCGAGCCCUCCUUCCCUCUCCGAGGCUGGCUCGUCCCCCCAGCGCCCGGGGACCCGGUUUCGUUGUUCUCGGUGGGGACAGCACCCCGGAACCUCCACGGCCAUGGGCGCUCGUCCGAGGACGGCCUCUUUCAGCUCCUGUUCGUCCUCCUCGACAGACCCAGACGACGAGGGAGUGCGCGGCCCUUGCGAAGAUGCUUCUCCGUGCAGAGGUGAUUAAACACUUAAGGCCUUGCGGAUCUGCUGAGGAAAGCAACAGCGCUCACAAGAAGGGAAACAAACUCAAAGUCUGUGUAGGUACAAAGUCUGUUGCGCGUAAGACUUUGCUUCCUGCCUUCCAUUUAUAAGCAAGAAUAAACGCAACAGGAAAUAGGAACCCAAAACUGAGACUAGAGGACGUAAAAGAACAACAAUAAAAUUAAAAAUGAGAGGUAGAGCAUAUCUUCAAGGCCCGUAUGCAGCAUGCAGUUAAAAUUCCCAACUUGAAAACCGAUGCUGAGAGUAUUGGAUUGAGUCUUGCAAUUGCAGAUAUAUACAUUGUAGGUACAUAUAUAUGUACAUACAGGGCACCGCAUAUCUAUCUAUCUAUCUAUCUAUCUAUCUAUCUAUCUAUCUAUCUAUCUAUCUAUCUAUCUUACAUGCACUGUGUAUCCCUACAGAAGCAGACACACAUACACACCGACACCAUAUCAGCAACUGAAGUGUUGGGGGAGGGAUGGAAGUCCAAGUGGGUAAGUAGGUUUGCAAAGCAAUGGAAUUAAGUUUCCUCCGAGGUUGCACAGCUUGAGGAAACAACCUCGACCUCUGUCUGUAAGCGGUGCCUUCCACAGAGGGUGCUUCUGAGGGCUGUACGUGUUCCUGUUUGUCCAGCGUGUGGAAUAAUGCCUGGCAUUGUAGCCAGCACUCAUGAGUGUUGAUGAGAAGUGAAAUGAAGCAGCCCCAGCCUGGACCCUCACUGGCUGGAAGAGCGGGGAGGGCCCCUUCCCAUUCCCUCCGGUGGAGGGCAUGUCACACCUUUCCUAGCAAGUUCCCACCGUUGCAGGGGACGCUCCUGCCGAAGGGGCCAAGUCAGUCAGUGCUUCUUGAAUGAACUGGUGGCUGCAGCAGAUCAGUGUUUCCCACGGGAGGAAUGGGAGAUGACUUGAGGUGGCACCCAGAUAGAAGUUUUACAUUUUAAUAGGUAUUUAUUACAGGGUGUGUUAGAAGAAAAUAUUAGGUAGCACGUCAGACCUGGGUACUAAAAAGAAGUGAAAAUUGCAGGGAACACUGGAUUGAAUAAACCCUGAGAAAAGGUCUUUCUAAAUAUGGGAUCUUUUUUUUCCUUCUUUAAAGAUUUUAUUUCUUUAUUUUGACAGAGACAGUGAGAGCGGGAACACAAGCAGGGGGAGUGGGAGAGGGAGAAGCAGGCUUCCCGCUGAGCGGGGAGCCCGACGCGGGCCUCGAUCCCAGGACCCUGGGAUCAUGACCUGAGUCGAAGGCAGACACUUAACGACUAAGCCACCCAGGCGCCCCUAAAUAUGACAUCUUAAGUCAAGCAGAGAAAGUCACUUAUCAUAUGGUUUUACUUACUUGUGGAACAUAAGGAAUUGCGUGGACGACUUUAGGAGAAGGAAGGGAAAAAUGAAGGGGGCGAGAUCGGAGGGGGAGACUAACCAUGAGAGACUAUGGACUCUGAGAAGCAAACAGAGGGUGUUAGAGGGGAGGGAUGUGGGGUGAUGCGUUAGCCCGGUGAUGGGUAUUAAGGAGGGCACGUAUUGCAUGGAGCCCUGGGUGUUAUACGCAAACAAUGAAUCAUGGAACAACUACAUGAAAAACUAACCGAUGUACUGUAUGGUGACCAGCAUAGCACAAUAAAGAAAAAAUAAAUAAAGAGAUCUUUCAUUCUUUGGGUUUUAUUUUAUCUAUUUAUUUGUUUAACUUUUUGAGAGCGAGAACACAUGUGAACGGUGGUAGGGAGGGGAGGGGAGGGGAGAGAGAAAGAUCCCAAGCAGGCUGCACGCCCAGUGCGGAGCCAGACGUGGGGCUCCAUGUCAAGACUCUGAGAUCACAACCUGAGCCUCAGCCAGGACUCGGUUGCCCAACAGACUGCGCCACCCAGGCGCCCAGAUUCACUCUUGAUGUGUCCUGCAGUCACUGUGCACCAUGUUGGAGUUGUCAUUAUCUGUGCACGUGGACGUGCUCGGUCUUCCUCGUGGCGUGGCUGGACCGCUGCACCUGCAGCCCCUGGCUGCUUCGGUCCACGUACCAUUUAAGGGCCAUUUGAAGAAGGAGCGCAAAUCCCGAUUGCUAUUCCAGAACCAUCCGUUGAGACCUUCUGACGAGAUCAAGAAAGACAGAGGAACACAGCCUACACCUGGAGGGUCGGGAGCUUGGAAAGCAAUCUCAGAGCCGGUGAUGGCGAUCUCUUCAGAAACUCAGCCUCGCCAGUGCCCUUGGCGGCUCGAAGUCCUCUGCCCUGUUUCUUAUAUUGCACAUAUGAGUGAAACCAUUUGAUAUUUGACUUUCUCGGAUUGACUUAUUUCGCUCAGCAUAAUACCCUCCAGUUCCAUCCGUGUGCAUGUAAAUGGAAUAGAAGGAGGAAUUCACAACAAAAGAAAGAACCGGAGGAUGUACUCUCUGCCAUAGAUCUAAUUGAUAUGGACACAAUUGAGCUGAGCCUAAACCAAGAGUUGGCCGUUCAACUGACUGAGCCACCCAGCUGCCCCUCCAUUUGGUUGAAAUGAGAGAGACACAGUGAGAGAUGGAACACAAGCAGGCUUCCCGAGGAGCAGGGAGCCCGAAGUGGGGCUCGAACCCAGGACCCUGGGAUCAUGACCUGAGCCAAAGGCAGAGGCUUAACGACUGAGCCACCCGGGUGCCCCCGUCAUUUUAUUUUAUAUUCCUCUUAUUUUGGGGGGUGAAGUUGAAGAUCGUUUUUAUAUGUUUAAGAGCCAUUUAUAUUAUCUUUUACAGUGAACUGUCUGGUCAAGUAAGGAAUUCCUUUCUUGACCUUAGUAAAAUGAUAGUAACACUGUUAGGCUCUGAAGUCCUUUCUAUCAAGGCAGUGAAGGGAUUUGAGAUGGGAGGGUGACUUAGUCAGAUUGAGAAAGUGACCAAAUGACCACAGUCCUUGGGCAUGCAGGGAAUCCUCACCCUAAAGAUGGAGCCUAUGGGUAGAUUCUGUAAGAAAUGGAAAGAAAGUGCAAAGUGGUGGUUCCUGAGAAUAAGGACAUGGACCUUACUUGGAGCUGAGGGUGAACCCAGGCAUCAGGGAGAUGGGGCCAGGCCUGGCUAAGAGGCCUGAAAUCCUCUCUCCCAGGCUCCUGAGGCAGCUUUCCUAACCAGGGCUACAGAGGUGGGAACCCAAGUUGGGGCCCUGGGAGCUAGACGCCCCAGGCAGGGUGUCAGCCGGCCUUCCUUCCUUCUUCCUCUGCAUGGGCUGGCAUCUCCAGACCGGACCCCCUAGGAGAGGGCUUCCCAGGCAACAUGUGGUGAGCAUCUUUAAAGUUUUGUUCCAAUAAUCUCUCUGUUGUGGACGAUAUUCUAUAACAUACAUGAAAAAUGAUUUCCUAGAAAGAUAAAAUGCAAGAGACACAUCAAAUAGAAGCUCAAGUUAUUUAUGAGGAGAAUCAAUAGACGUAGAAUUCCUAUGUCACAUUGCAGUAAGUUUCUAAAUGCUACUGAAAUUUUGUUCUUAAAGUAGUUAUACUUUAAGCAACAGGGCUUUAGAACAGAUAUUAUCUUCCAUUUCCCCCACUUAGAACAGAUACUGUUUUCCAUUUUCCCCCCUUUUAUUCCUCAUCGCCUUCACUCCAGCUCCCCAACCCACAGCUGAACCAGUCCAUUUAUUCGGCAACGUUUGCUCAUGCCUUCCCCUCCCGCAGACGGUCUAUGAGGCCACUUUAUAAACAGGGGCUCUUACCCACACAGGAUGGAGAGGAAGGGAACGUGGUGGAAAUACGGCUUUUCUUUUCUUUUUUUUUUUUUUUUUUUGCUUUGACAUUUAUCUGCCCCAUUUCCUGACCCCAGAAUCUUAUUUUCGUCAUGAUCUCGCAUUGUUGAGUUUUCACAGAGUCUUGAGAGGCUUACACCUAACCAAGAGAAAGUACAUUUCCAAGAGGAACAUUUAGAUCUGAUUUUUCAUGUAAAACCCUUGUCUUUCUUAUGUAAAAUUAUGGGACUUUUUUUUUUUUUAAGAUGGUUAAUUCCACCAUCAAGUAGAUUGUACUUACUUGAGUUCAAACAGCUUUUUAAAAAAAAAAAACUGGGUGUUACACGCAAAUCAUGAAUCAUGGAACGCUGUAUCAAAAACUACUGAAGCACUAUAUGGUGAUUAACAUAACCGAAAACAAAAAACAAGAGAAUGUGAAAGUCACUCUUUCUCCCAUGAAGUCCACAGAUAAACCGCUGACCCCAAAGAAGAGCAGAAGAGUCCUCAUUGGCUCUUCUCCUGGGCUGGGCUCUGCAGGGAUGAUUUCCAACCUGACUGAGCGAUAGCUUGUCUCUGUCUCUCGGGAUAUUUUGCUCGAGUCCAUGGCAUCAGCCAGCUGCUGAAGGCAUUUCUACGGAAGACAGAAUGUCAUUAUCAAAUUCUAAAUCUUGGGGCUGGGGUAGAUACCACCUUCUGGAGAUUAAAGGUAAAUGAAAAUUCCCCUUCUUCUUUCCCGAAUUGUUUCAUUCGUGAAGGUGCCCGCCUGGUUCAAAAAUGUUAAAAAUAUAUUCAGAAGGAAUGCAGUGACUGCCUGUCUCGCGCCCCUGUCCCCAGCUGCUUGCACCUGCUGCCACCCUCAGCCACAUACGUGAUGUCCCCAGGGCCUCGCUGAAGGAUAGGUGCCUGGCUUCCCAUCCUUUGCUGUUGCAACAGGGGUUAUGAUAAAAAAAAGUCCUUGUAGACAUGUCCUCAGCACGUGUGGAAGAGCCCUGCCAGUGGAAUUGUGAGACCCAGAGCCCCUGCAUCUGCCAUAUUGACGAUAAGGAAGAGGUUUCCUUUUUUAUUAUGUUAUGUUACUCACCAUUCAUUACACCAUUAGUUUUUGAUGUAGCGUUCCGUGAUUCAUUGUUUGUGCAUCACACCCAGUGCUCCGUGCAGAACGUGCCUUCCCCAAUAUCCAUCACCAGGCUACACCAUCCUCUCACCUCGCUCUCCUCUAGAACCCUCAGUUUGUUUUUCAGAGUCCAUAGUCUCUCAUGGUUCAUCUCCCCCUCCCAUUUCCCCACCUUCAUUCUUCCCCUCCUGCUAUCUUCUUUUUUUUUUUAACAUAUAAUGUAUUAUUUCUUUCAGACGUACAGAUCUGUGAUGCAACAGUCUUACACAAUUCACAGCGCUCACCAUAGCACAUACCCUCCCCAAUGCCUUAUCACCCAGCCACCCCAUCCCUCCCACCCCCCACCACUCCAGCAACCCUGAGUUUGUUUCCUGAGAUUAAGAAUUCUUCGUAUCAGUGAGGUCAUACGAUACAUGUCUUUCUCUGAUUGACUGAUUUCGCUCAGCAUAACACCCUCCAGUUCCAUCCAUGUCUGAUAACGAUGAUUUUAUGGUCGUCAUGACAGUGUCCUCGGUACGGUUUGAGGAUGUGCAAGGCUGGGUGAUGGUGAUAUGAAACAAAGGCCUUUUGUAGCUGUUCCCUGAUUUGGUCCCUCACCUGCUCUGUUAGGGGGCAAGAACAGGUGUAUGUAACUACGCUCAUUGACGGGAAAGGCGACGGGUCUGGUUAGUGGCAGAACCAGGACAAUAGGACUGCAGCUCCUGCAAGUCCGGGUUCCUUCCCUGUUCUCUACACAGGGCCUUGUGCUUGUUCAGGGGAAUCUUUGCGGUCUGUCGAUUCACGGUGUGUGUGUACCUCAGGCCCCACGUCUGUGUCCCGUGUCAUAAGUCAUAAAGGCACAGCCACGGCGCUUACUAGGGCAGGUCCUGCUGGGAGAGUCUCCCGUGUAUGUAUUUCCUCAGGAAUCCUCACAACCCCGUGAGGUGCUAUCACUUUCUCUACUGUGCAGACGAGGAACGCUUGGCCCGGGGAGGUGAGUGACUUCCAGCGCCUCACAGCAGACACGUGGUGGAGCUGGGAUCGGAAGCCCAUUCCCCGGCUCCAGAGUGCCGGCCCUUUCCCCCCACCGUGCUCUCCUCUCACAGAAAAAGUAGUAGUACCACAAGCUGGUGCUCGCCCUCACAGUGUGGGGUGCUUUGUGAUAUUUGCUCUUGUAUCCUAUUUGAUCCCCUAAAUGCUGGUUCCCCCCCCGCCCCCCCCCCACAGUGGUUUCCUGACCCUCCCUAAUCUGUCUCAGUCUGGGUUUUGGAAAAGUCUGUUAGGUUCUACUUCCCCAGCACCUCUCAGUGCGUCCCCACCUCUCAGUGUCCAUCCCCGUGGCGGCUGCCCCAGUUCAGGCUCCCCAUGACUUCUUCCCUGGACCUUCUUCCUGGAUGGCUGUGAGAUCCUCCUAACUUUUGUCCUCCGUCCGUUCUCCAUGCGGAGACCAAAGUCACCUAAAAAAUACAUUUCUGACCAUAGUGUUCGUAAUUUAAGGCGCUAAGUCCACCUUUGCUGUUUGGGGCCUAGUGUUCAGUCCAUGAAGAUGGUCGGUCAAUGUAUGAGGGAAUGCAGAAUUAGAAAACGUACUGUGUAUUUGUCCUCAGGAUGAAGAUCUUCUCCCAGGUAAGUAUUCUGAGGUCGACUUUCCAAUGAUAGUCACGAGAAAGCCGCACAGCACCACCGAACCUCACUGUGGGGUUGCUCACAAGGUCCUCGAUCUUGGGACGAGCACGUGGCCCUGCAAUGCUCUAUGAAUGGAGAACACACAGGAUGGACGUGCCAUGCACACACGUGCUUUGGUCAGACUGAACUCCCCUUUUGACCCCACUAUUGGGGAAAAAAAGAAGCAAAAGCUGUGGAAAACUCACACUUUCAUAUGUCUGCCAGCCUAAAGAGUAGGUCCAGUACAGCCACCUGCCCCAAAGACGUUGAAAGAUGUGCCCCAGAUAACGGGGCACAUGACAGUCACCUGCAGGAGCUCUCAGAACCACCCGUCGUUCCUGUUGCAGCAGCCUGAUGGUCUACCAAUUCCGGUCUGUUCUGUCAUUUCAUAAUCGAUCAUGUUUCCUGUCAAGCAUUAAAGCAGCCCCAAAGAAACCUGGAGAAGAAUCGGCUCCCAAAUCCAAAGGGAGAAAGGCUUUUUCAAAAGCUAUUCAAAAUUAAACUAAAAGUCGUCCCAAGGCGUUUCCACAAUUCUUUCCUCGCAGUUCCCAAUUUCUCAAUGUCAAGGUCUUGGGCAGUCCGGUCCACAGGGGCCCGGCUUUGGAGACAGCGGCACCUCUACAGUGCCUGGAUGGACGCCCGAACCUCGUAGGCGGAUCCGAUGGGCUCUGAUGGCCCCUUACUUAUUUAGUGCCAUGAGGCACUGGGAGGUGGAGGGUCUGCAGCGGCGGGGCGACCCGGAAAGCCUGAGGCCAUCGCCCGCAGAGCACAGCGUCCGCUCGGCCUGGGGCUCACUGGUUCCCGGAGUUUUCAGCCAGGGCAAAGCCCGGGGGAGGGCAGGGGAAGGCUCGGGUCCAGUGCGCCCAGGGCGAUGCUGGGUGGGGCCUGGACAGAGGGCGACGGGGACAGCCGACCCACCCAGCUGCUCCCCAGGGGCUCGGGCAGCGGCACCGAGCCGGGCUCCAGGUCUUGGCGUGGCGCAGCCCCAGGCCCAGACCCCGAGGCCUGAUGUGGGGCGGCGGCAAGGGACAGAGCGCGCGACCAGGAGAGCAGCCGGCCCUCCCGCGCCCGAGCCUGGUCUGGGCUCCUGCCGAUCCGGAUCGACGCGCUCGCCUGCCCACGGUCUGGUUGGUCAGCUGCUUCAUGCAGCUGGAUUGCUUCUUGCUGGCGGCGGCGGCGGGGGCCGGCACGGCCAGGGCCGGGCAGCUCGAGGAAUCGCCCGGGGGGAGGGGGGCCGACGUCGCUUCAUGUCCACCCGAGGCGGCAGUGGAAGCGGCUGUGGGCCCGGCGCCCCCCCCCUCGCCGCCUCUCAUCCAGUGGCGCGGCAGGUCGGGGCCUUGGGAGGCCAGACCCGGGACGCGGUACCCAGCCCGUCCUCCACCCAGGGCGGGAACCCCGGGGCCGCCCUGUGCAGGGCCCGGAGGCCCCCUCUCGGGCACCGCCACCGCCGCCCGCGACCCCCUGCCGGGUCCAGCCGCACACCUCCGCGAGGCAGCGGAUGCGCGCAGCGCACGGAGCCACCGGUGAACCGCCAAACCCCGGUGUGGGACGCACUGUCCCCGCAGAGCUGGCAGGGCACGGAAGGACGGAACACUCUGGAGCCUCUGGAGGCUGGAAAUGCCCAAAGUCUCCUUGAGGGCCGUGCCUCUGCGCAGGUGUAGAUAUUUGUCAAAUGCACCUAGGAUCUGCUCUCCUAGGUGAAUGGAUGCAUUGCAUGCAUUGCAUGCAUUGCAUGCAUUUCCUGGGGGAAAGUCCAGGGCCAGAUGCAUUUUCUGUGGGCGGGCACCUGGGGGCAGUCAGGCAGGAGCACUCGCUAGGGGCCCACCCAGGACAGCCAGGAAGCGGGGAACAGGGGAAGGGGCCCAGCCCUGCGUGGGAAGUCGUGGGGCUGAGCGUCUGGGACCGGGACCGGUGGCCAGAGUCGGCCCUGGGAAGGCCCAAGGUCUCGGGCUUUCCUAGCAACGUGGCCUGCGCAGGGGAGGCGCGUGCCGGGCCCGCGCAGGCGUUGCCUAGAAACGCCUGUUGUCUUCUGAUUCUUAGCCUGGCGCAAGCAGGCGUUCUGGGACACUUGGCGGGGUAGUCCGACUGCGCUGGACGCUUUUCCACAGCGGACCGCGACAGUUAUAUGACCCGCGAAGAUGUGCUCCUGGGUUGGUGGCCUGGGCUCUGGCCUAGGCCAUUCCCAGGGAGGAGUGGAUGGCAGUGAGACUUCCUUGACCGGCUCCAACUCGGAUCUCACCAUGGACUUUGGUGAUGUCAUAUCAUCUCAGACAGAAAUCAAUAGACUCCUCAAUGAGAUCCAAAGACUGGAGGCUGAUCUUACACUUUGGAAACAUUUGUCCAAGGGACCGAAUAGCUCAGACUCCAAUGCCAUCUGGAAACUGAAGAGCACCAUCAGGGACCUAGAAGAGAGGCGGAUGAGGGAGAUCGAGGAACAUCAACUCGGAGUUGCGAUACUGCACAGUGUCCAUCAAGAAAAACUGGCCGACAUCACUGACAGGCACCGCAAACAACUCCUCGAGUAUGAAAGACGGAUAGAAGACCUGCAACAUCAAGAGUCUGCCAGUCAUGGGAAAGAUGACUUACUUCAAGAAAGGGAAACUGAGCUUAGAAGGUUGAAGCAACAACUUGCAGAAAUGGAGCGGCUGAAUGACCGUUUAAACAACGUUGCUUCUGAUCUCAGAGCAGAAAACCAAAAGUUGGUUUUGGCGCUCCAGGAUGUAAGACAUCAGCUGGAAGAAUCUAUUCUCCGGAACAACGAGGAUUCUCUGGAAAACAACACUGCUGUGAGGGCUUUAAAAAUAGAAAAAGGACGGUUAAUAGCAAAAUUGGCUCGGGCGGAAAAGAAGCUGUUGGAGGAAACAAACAAGGAUGAGCAAACUAUCAAAGAUUUGUCCCCUUUAGAGCAUGUGCAUUGCAUUCAACACAGUCAAGAGAAAGACCUGGAAAUAGUACACCUCAAAAAGAGGAUCGAGCAGAUGGACGCCGACCAUACAGAAACGAAGGAAAUGCUGUCCUCUGCUCUGGAGGAGCAGAAGCGAUUGACACAACUCGUUAAAGAGAAAGAGAUGUAUAUUGAAGAACUUACAGGAAGUCCAGAGCUUCAGGAGGAAUUCGGUCAGUCUACCCAAACCUUCAGAAGUAAUGACAUUUCCCAGCCAUCCGUGGAGGACAAAGACAGGUGUCUCCCAUCCGUGACAGGCGAAAAUCCUCAUCUGAGAGAAGAACUGGAGAGCCUAGGACAACAGAGUCGCUCUGUUCCUGCGCUCGACCCUAAAAUCCUAGACGAGAUCGUAGAACUGGAGUGUGAGGUGUUUCAACUCCAGGAGUUAAAGGAUGAUCUCGAGGAGGAAAUCAGAGAGCAGCAGAAGAUCAUUCACAACCAGCAGCAGGGGAAGAUAGGACUGCUUCAUUCUUUACAAGAGCAGAAGCAGAAAGUGGAGCAGCUCCAAUACCAGCAGGAGCAGAUGAAUAUUGAACACGCUCAGCUCCUUUCAGCGAAAGACGAGGAGAUUCAGCAUUUGCAGGACACGAUAGACCAAAUGAAAGCCCGGUUGCCUGACAAAAGCCAGCACAUUCCGACAGAAGACUGUGAUGAUGUGGAAGUCCCAACCAGUCAGCCUCUUCCCAGACAAAACGCAAGUGAAAAGCUUGAUUCACGUGAAGCCGAAACUCAAAUAUCAGUCCUAGGAAUCAAAGAACACGAACUGGAGAUGAAGCUUCUAACUGAACAGAACAUCCGACUGACGGAACAGAUCGAUCGGCUCUCCAAAGAGGAGAUUGGUAAACUAACUCAGAUUAUCCAGCAGAAAGACUUGGAGAUUCAGGGUCUUUCCAGCAGGAUCUCUGCGGCUUCUCACAGCCAGAACGGGGACGUGGAGCGACUUCAGCGGCAAUUGCAAGAGUACGCUUGGAAAAGCGAACAGGUCUUGGCGGUCUUAAAUGAGAAAACGAGGGAGAACAGCAAUCUGAGGACAGAGUAUGACAAAAUGGCGGAUAGGAUGGCUGCCACAGAAGCAGACCUCCGGCGGAUGCAAGAGGAAAAUCAAAAACUGUCCACUAGAAUGGACAGUAGUGGUCAGGAGAUGUUUAGAGAAACGAUUCAGAAUUUAUCACACAUCGUUCGAGAAAAAGACCUCGAAGUGGAUGCGUUAAGUCAGAAAUGUCAGACUUUAUUGACACUCCUGCAACCCUCCAGCCCUGGUAAUGAGGUUCGAGGCGUUCAUAUGGAUCAGUUCAAGCAGCUUCUACAGGAACGGGACACAUUAAAACAGCGAGUGAAGAUCAUGGAAGAGUGGAAACAGCAGGUGAUGACCACAGUCCAAAAUAUGAAGCGUGAGUCACCCCAGCUUGAGAGAGAGCUGGCACAACUCCAGGCGCGGGCUUUCACCAGCAGCGAGAAGGAUUCUGAACUACCGACGACCUCUAGUGACCUGAUGCAGACGUACAAAGGCAAUGAAAUAAAAUUACAACAUUUAGAGAAGGAACUGGCACAAAUUCAGCUCAGCAUCGGGGAGCUUUGCAAUGCCAAGGAUCUCCUUCUAGGGAAACUGGACGUGAUUUUCCUCGAGCCCUCCCCCGACUGCUCAGAGUCAGCGGACUCUCUGGAGCCCGUGAAAUCUGACAGAGUGGGUGAGGCUUCUGAGUUGCUCCAAGUGGAGGUAGAAGAGCUGAGAAAAUCAAUGCAAGAAAAAGAUAGGAUGAUUCGAACCCUCCAGGAAGAUAAGCAGAGAUGGACUGAUUCAGUGGCUGCCACGUGGGAAGGAGAAGGCCCAGAACAGGAACACAGGGAUUCCGACAUCGAGCAGCUGAAGGAGAAACAGGCCGUUCUACAAAACUUCAUUCGGGAUCAGGAGCUCCGAAUCCAAGCGAAAAGUGAGGACUUGCUUUCUUUGCAGGAGAACUUCCGUAGCCAAGUGAGUGAAAAUGAACUUUUGAGGCAGACGGUCACCAAUCUGAAGGAGAGAAUAGCAGAGUUGGAAAUGGAUGUGUGUCAACCGAGAGAGGAAAAUGCAAAAGUCGAGGAAAACUCUCGAGAAAAGGCAGUGGGAGAUGAGGCACUGCAAGAGACAGAUAGGCUGCUUUCAGUGAUGCGGAGAGAGGAGGAAUCCCAGGGUGCUGCGAUGAAAGAGAAGGCACUUGCUUUGGAGCAACUAUCGCAAGAGAGAGAAGAGCACGAGACCGGGGUAUUGAACCGGCCGGUCAGUGCAGUUCCAUCAAUGCAGGGAAAGACAGUUCUGUGCCAACAGGGGAGAGAUGAAGUCCUGUUGGCCCUGACACAGAAACAAAUGGAAACCUGUGCCCUCCAGAAGGAGGUUCGCCAUUUACGUGAGAGCGAAUUACGCCUAACCCAGGAGCUGGAGAGACGGCGACACCUCGCUCUAGAAGCCGAAGACGCUCAUCGCCGGGAAGCUCUGGCCUCAGAAGACAAAGUGGCUCAACUCAGGAAGGAAGUGACGGUCUUGCAGGGAAGACUCGUUUUGUCUUCCACUGCCAUGGAAAAUGCCAGCCGAGGAGCCAGUCUGCAGGUAGAGUCGCUGCAGGAGCAACUGCACGUGGUGACCCAGCAGAAAGAGGACACUGCGCUCCAGCUUGCUGCCUCGCAGGAAGAAGGAAGGCAGUAUGGUCACAUCCUAGCUGACCUCAAGUUGGAACUCGCCGAAUGGAUGGAAAAGGCAGACAGCCUCGAAGGAAAACUGAAGUCAUUGCAGGGACGAUUACAUAAAACAAAUGCUGACUUGGAGCUGAAGGAAGACCAACUCCAAGAAUUCCAGAAACAGAAUGAGGUCCAGCAGGAAAUCCUGGAGGACACACAGAAGAAACUGAUGAACUUAGUCAGUAAGUCCGAAGGAAUGGUGGACAAAACCCUACUAAGGAGACUCUUCCUGGGAUCUUUCCAAGCCCCUGACGCUGAACGGCAGGAAGCCUUAAGGUUGAUGGGAAGCAUGCUGGGGAUCCGAGAAGACCAGAUGCGGCAGCUGUUCAGUGAAGGGCCAGGUGGUGGUACCAGCUGGAUGAGUCGGGGGCCUGGAUCCAAAAGCGCCCCCAACACACAUGUGAAGCCAAAUCACCGACCUAUGGCCAAGAAUUCUUUUUCAGGGCUUUUCGUCCAGUUUCUAGAAGCGGAAUCUCAUUCAGCUUUGCCACCACCAAAGCCCUCUGCUCAUGACGUGAAGCCCCCAGAUCCCGGAGGAAGGGGAAAACUGGCUAUGAAACAAGGCCCAGCACGUCUGAACACUACCCUAGCAUCCACAUCCCGGAAAAAAGAUGUGAAGCCCCGCACCACAACGGUGUCUCUUAUUACCCCACCUGGACCGGAAGCGGAUGGAUCGGAGCACCUUCUUCUAAAUGCCGUCACUGAUGCUUUGCCCACGUACGCACCCCAAAUACUGUCACCUGCGGAGAAGGUUGGAAUGGCGGCCAAAGGCCUCUCAAAGAAAUAGAGGAUUCUCAAGCCAGAGAUGAGACAGUGCUCGGAAGACCCCAAGUCACUCUGUGUGUUUACCUAAUCCCAAAAUGUCCUUUUGCAAAACGUAAUAUAUUUGCAGUCUUGCUUUCAGCUUAAUAAAAAUAUUCUUUUAUGAGUUAACAAAAAAAGGCAUCUUUUAAUGACUGCAGAGGUAUUCACCAAACUGAAAAUGGUGGGUAUUUCUUAUGAGAGUAGACACUGGUGGGGUUGGGGGCUGCGGUCAAUGGUACUUCCAGUAUUGUUUGUAAUGCUUUGAUGUUUUCAUAAGGAGCAUGUAUAUACAUAUACCUUUGGUAAGGAAAACAUCCACUCGUUUUAAUGUUCCCAACUUAUCAAAUACAUGAGCACCCACGCCUUGUUGGAGAAACUGGGUGUAUAGCAUGAAAGUUUAAGAUGAAUACAUUUUUUUAAAAAAUGCGAGUUUGAUUUUCCCAGUUAUGUCCCAUUUCUCUUUCUCCUUUUUUAUUUUUAAUUGUUUUUUCCAUUUCAUUUUAUGUUGCCUGGGAAUCUACUUCAUGGGUAACCUGAUUUAUCUCAGGCCUUUAGAAAUAUAUGUAUAUUUGUCUUUUUGGGCGUAUAGUAUUCUAUGACUUGCUUUUAAAAAAAAAAAAUCACUCUGCCUUCGAGAUCUUUACAAAUGUGAAUGAAUUCCAAUUCAUUCUUUAAAAGGAAAUGCAGGCCUUUGUGGAUAUACCCUAAAUUACCGAACUAGCUCCUACUGAUCAGUAUUUAAUCAGUUUUUACUUCAAAUGUCCAUGGUCAACUCCCUUGUUCCUUUCCUCAGAAGCCACUCCAAAUCUUCGUUUGCAGUGCCAGGCUCAUUACUCCACUAUACUCUGGAA